AAUAAAGAUUAUGAAGACGAACAGAAGACAAGAUUAGAGAACUAGAAUUUAUGGUGAACAUAUAACGAAGAAUUUGUGGUGGAGGUGCAAAAAAAAAACCAGAUUAAUACAAGAUGGAGAUUUGGUCCACUAUCUUGCUCACCAUCAAAGUGCUGAUAAAUAUUUCGAUGUCUUUUGGAAAGGAAUCUGAUGCGCUUCCUGUUUGUGAUUCUAACACCCAAAGUUCGAAAAUAACAUGUGAUAUCAACAAUAACAAUACCUCGACUGACAUCCUGAUCAAAAUCCUCAAUAAACUUAAAAAUGGUAGAACAUUUGAUAAUCUUCACAUCCGUUGUCAAGAAAACAGUAAAAUAUUUUGGAACAGCUCAGCAUUUGUUGACACCUUUAAAUCUUUGAAAGUGGAAGAGUGUUUCUGUGAAACCGAUCAAACUGUUAUCCAGAUAAAUGCCACAAAUUUGCAAUCAUUGGAAUUCUUUAAAGUGAAUACGGAAUUUUUUAAGUAUGUCGAAAUUGAUAGUAGUAUUCACCUCUCUAGUCUGAGUAUAAAUAGAUGUGGAUUACCAGCGAUUCCUGAAUUCGUUCUCAAGAUGGACAGAAGUAAUCUACAGAAACUUUUUCUUAAAACUAAUCAAAUAACUCAUAUAAAUUGUGAAUUGUUCAAAGGCGUACCUUGCCUUGAUAAGAAAUGCUACCUGAAUCUGUUCGGAAAUCAAAUUGUCGAUAUUCCUGAUUGUGUGUGUAAGCCGUCUAUUAUAUGGUAUAAUAUCAACUUUUAUAACAACAGAAUAAGUAAUGUUUCAAACUUGCAAUGUUUGGAUCAGAUACAUGUUGAUGCACAAGAUAACUCUAUAGAGGAAUUACCUAACUUUACUUUCAUUGGGACAAUAACAAUUGACUUUACCUUUAAUAAGAUUAAAAGAAUACGCCGUGAAACGUUUUCAAAAUCAAAAUUAUGUAGCACUAUAUCAUUGUCCUACAAUG
Lottia gigantea (owl limpet) is the source of this 981-nucleotide messenger RNA. RefSeq lists its product as hypothetical. NCBI's taxonomy places the organism in Eukaryota, Metazoa, Mollusca, Gastropoda, Lottiidae. The annotation marks the transcript as partial. The transcript has 2 exons. The record is from RefSeq and is a predicted model, not a curated record.